Messenger RNA from Aureobasidium pullulans EXF-150, 804 nucleotides. Its product is annotated as S-adenosyl-L-methionine-dependent methyltransferase. The record is from RefSeq and is a predicted model, not a curated record. The transcript has a single exon. The annotation marks the transcript as partial. NCBI's taxonomy places the organism in Eukaryota, Fungi, Ascomycota, Dothideomycetes, Dothideales, Saccotheciaceae.
CAGGCCUAUUCCAAAGCGGCCGGAUUUGUUCCCAAACUUACCACCACCGUUCUUUCCUAUCUCUCACCCAAGCCGACGGACAAAAUCCUCGACAUCGGCUGCGGCGACGGUCCCUUGACAGCCCAGAUCGCUGCUUCCCUAACUGAAGGCUACAUCCUCGGUCUUGACGCCUCAUCUUCCUUCAUCAAUACAGCCCAAGAAAAGCAUACUUCUUCAAACUGUACUUUCAAACUCCAUGACUGCCGACGCAUUGCUCAAUGCGCCGAAGCUGUUGAUGGCAGUUGGGAUAAAGUGUUCAGUAACGCCGCUUUACAUUGGAUUUUACGAGAGCCGAGUACCAGAGACGCUGUCUUCAAAGACGUGCAUGCAGCAUUGAAACCAGGUGGUACAUUUGUGUUUGAGAUGGGCGGUAAAGGCAACGUCGAGGCGGUCCACUCGACCAUCCUCUCUGUUCUCGUCGCCAAUGGUGUCCCUAUCUCAACCGCCCGCGAAGCAUCGCCCUGGUUCUUCCCAAGCGAUACUUGGAUGACGCAACAGUUGCAGAAAUCUGGCUUCGAGGUUGAGAAGUGUUACUUGGAGUACAGACCUACGAAAUGUACUGCCAAAUCUGCAGAUGGGUCAGGUGGAUUGGAAGGGUGGAUCAAGUUGAUGGGAGCCGAGAUGUUGGCAGUUGUUGAGGAGAGCAAGAGACAAGAUAUCGUCAAGCAGGUUUGUGAUAUCUUGGAGACGGUGGUUACGAGGGAGGAGGACGGGAGUCAGUGGCUCAACUAUAUUAGGCUUCGUGCUGUUGCGAGAAAGAUUUGA